AUGAAGCUGGCAGUGAUUGUUUUAUCUUUGGCGGCUUACGUCACAGCCAGCAACAUACCAAACUAUCUCCUAGAACACAAUACCGCCUAUGGAUAUCUAACUAGAUUUGGAAUCCCAGAAGCUGAGAGGAUCCAGAAAGCUGAAGAAGAAUAUCUAAAGAACCCAUCCUCCAGAAUAUUUAAUGGUUCUCCUGCUGCUCUUGGACAAUUUAAAUAUCAAGCUGGCUUGAUUGGAGAAAUCCUUGGCGAAACAGGCAGAAGUAUAUGCGGGGGUGUCCUGGUCAGCAACAACCGUGUUCUUACUGCGGCCCAUUGCUGGAACGAUGGUAGGAAUCAAGUCUGGAGAUUAACAGUCGUGCUAGGAUCGGUUUUGCUGUUCAGUGGUGGAACCAGAGUCGAAAGCAGCGACGUCGUUGUGCACCCCAGAUGGUUCCCAUUGCUAAUUCGAAACGACAUUGCUGUGAUACGUCUUACUUCACCUGUAUCAAUUUCUGCCAUCAUUGAACCUAUUGCUUUACCCACUGGAUCUCUCAUCAAUGAGAACUUUAGCGGUGAACAAGCUAUUGCGUCUGGAUUUGGAUUACUUGGUGAUAACGUUGGCAUCACAAACGAUCAAUUCUUAAGCUAUGGCGAAAUGACUGUGCUUGAAAACAGCCGGUGCUCAUUAGCGUUCCCACGCUUAAUUUUUCAAGACUCUAAUUUGUGUGUAAGAACCUUUAGAAGCGCUAGUACUUGCCGAGGAGAUUCCGGUGGCCCACUCGUUGUGCAAAGGAACGGCGCUCCUAUUCUUAUCAUCUUUAUCAUCAUAAACAUGAAGCUGGCAGUGAUUCUUCUUUCGUUGGCAGCGUAUGUCGUUGCCGACGUAGAUUACUAUAAUACCGCCUAUGGAUACAUAAAAAGAUUUGGUAUUCCAGCUGGCGACAGAAUCAGGGCACAAGAAGAAGAAUUUCUGAAAAAUCCAAUUUCCAGAAUUUUUAAUGGUUCUCCAGCUUCACUUGGACAAUUCCCUUACCAGGCCGGCCUAAUCAGCACUAUCCGUGACUCAACGGGUCAAGGUGUAUGCGGAGGUGCCCUAGUAACACAAAACCGAGUUUUGACCGCAGCUCACUGCUGGUUUGAUGGCCAAAACCAAGCUAUCAGACUCACAGUUGUGCUUGGUUCAGUUACAUUAUUCUUUGGUGGUACUAGAAUUGACACUGACAGUGUUGUAAUGCACAAUAACUGGCAGCCUUUACUCGCCCGCAACGACAUUGCUGCUGUCCGUCUACCUUUAAAUGUACAACUUUCCAGCACCAUCAACGUAAUAGCUUUGGCUACUGGAAAUGACAACUUCGCGGGUCGAGCAGCCACCGCAUCUGGGUUUGGAAUGUACGGAAAUACUGUCCCGAUCACGAACGGCCAAACUCUACGCUUUGGUCAUAAUAACAUAAUAACAAACGCUCAAUGCCUCCCAUCAUUCCCGUUAUUAAUCCAACCUAGCAACGUUUGCACAAGCACCCAAGGAACAUCCAGUCCUUGCCGAGGCGAUUCUGGCGGUCCCCUCACAGUGAACAUAAAUGGACCUGUUCUUGUUGGUAUUGUUUCGUUCGGAGCUCCCCCUUUCAGAGGAGGAUGCGAAUCUGGCAUGCCCGUCGCGUAUGCUAGGAUUACGUCAUUCUUAGAUUUCAUUCGCAGCAACCUU
Brenthis ino (lesser marbled fritillary) is the source of this 1680-nucleotide messenger RNA. Lineage: Eukaryota; Metazoa; Arthropoda; Insecta; Lepidoptera; Nymphalidae. The record is from the annotation of a GenBank genome assembly.